Molecule: messenger RNA, 3381 nt
Organism: Penicillium malachiteum
Lineage: Eukaryota; Fungi; Ascomycota; Eurotiomycetes; Eurotiales; Aspergillaceae
Exons: 6
Coding region: 1-3381 (1126 amino acids)
Cellular component (GO): nucleus; exosome (RNase complex)
Source: RefSeq, a predicted model, not a curated record
AUGUCGAACCAACCGCCCCCUCCCUACGGUGGCCACCCGAACUACGCGCAACAGUGGCCUCCGUUGUAUCCCAUGGGAAUCCCUCCACCUUUCCUUCCGAAUGCCGAGUACGCCGGAGCUGGUCAAACGGCUUCCCCAAACCUUACUCAAAAUCUAGAUCCCAACAUGGCGAGCUUCUAUGCAAAUUCACAGCUUUCUGUUGCCCCAAACCAGUUCAACGUGUCCCAAUUGCAGGCGCCGACAUUCGCUCCCAUCCCAGGACAGUCUACCGGGUAUCCACCAAUGCCAGGACCUCUGGGAUCCUUUAUCCCACCCCCAGUAUCUGCUGAGUCCUACGGUGUCAAUGCGAAUGAAUCAGUGAAACCACAGGAAUCAACUAGCAAUGCCACCCUCGGCAACAACAACCGUGAGGAAGGCGAGGUCAGCGAAGAUGAAAGUGAACCCCCUGUACCGUCUCGAAAGACAACAAAAGCCUUCAACGCAUCAAAAUUGGGACAGCGAUCGCGCCAACAUUCAGAACUGGAGGAAGGUGAAACUAUGUCAUCAGGAUCACCGUCCUCAAGCAGGAGCAGCUCUCCCUACAAUCCGCCUUUGUCGGUAUCUGCAGAUACUGAAGCGGUUAGUCGCGCGAUCGGAUUACAGAAGAUGGAAACAUCAGCAAAAACUACAGAUGCUCAGCCGUUUGUCUCGGCAGAACAACUUCGUCAGCGAGCGCAGGGUGCUCUACUCAGCUUGAAGCCUCACAAGAUUUCAUAUGAAGAACUUGUUGCGGAAGGACUGAAUCCUACAAUUCUGAGGAAACUCUAUGAGCAGGUUGGUCUGAAAAUCAAUCCUCAGCCCAGAAGGUCCUCGAAGAGUUCAGUCCAACCUGCCAGUGUGGCUAGUAAGCAGGCAGCUUUGGCUUCAACGGCCCCAGGAUCGAAGGACCAGAAUCGGCAAAAGUCUUCGACUGCGCCUCCAGUUCCUGCAUCGACUGGGUCCUCUGCCUCCGAUUCAGUAUCGGAAAGGCCAAUGGAAAGGAAAGAAGUCAUCGCCAAGAUGCUCGCAGCUAAAGCCGCAAAGAAGGCGGAAGGAAAAGAAGAAAUACCGCCAGGAAACACUAAACCUGUCUCUGCUUCACCAUCUUCAACUACUCCUACACUGGCCCCGGCUCCCCAUCCAUCUCAGGUGAAAUCGACCGUGGUUCCUGUGAGGGAGAAGAGUAAAGCUCAGACCGAAUUGGCAAGGCAACGCAUUGAGGAGUUAAAACGGCAAGCGCUUUUAAAAAAGGCCCAAUCCAGUCAACUCAGCCAGCUGGAGAGCCCUGCUGAUACUCCAACAUCAAUCGUAUCAGCCCAACAGCACCCUCUUCCUGUUCGUCCUCCAAAUCCCCAAUCUUCCGACGCCGCUCCGAUUCCUGGGUUGGCCAUGAAUGUAUCAAAGGAAGAUUCGGGCUUAUCAACUCCAACGGAUGUUUCUCGCGCGCUCACAGUCGAUCCAACACCUUUGGCUAGAGCGACUCAGCGCAAACGUCCUCGGGCAUCCGAUUUUGAUGAGAAUGAUACGGCUUCUAAAAAGCAUUUUGUUCAUGAAAAUGAUUACUCGGGUCCUGCAGAUAGGUUGAUCAUAGAAUUCAGCGACGAUGAUGAAUCUUUAUAUGCAGAUGACUCUGAUGACAUGGAAAUAGAUGAUGAUGAAAGCAAGCAAGUAACAUCCAUGUUCCAUCUUGAGGCAGCUCGUCCGGCCCUCCAGAGAAACCCAUCAUCUAUCUCAACGCCUCAGGGCGCUUCUUGGCAGAGUGACAAUGAACAUGUGCGACAGAAGGACUUAGCGAUCCAAGAAAUGCAUCGAAAAAUAGCGCAGCUUGAGGAGCGGCGAAAGGCGAAACUUGCCGCCAGUCAAACUGAAUCACCUCGCGCCGUAGAUGAUUCUGGAGAAAUUUCAUCCUCAUCCGCAUCCGAUGGCCAGUCAAGUCCUGUCGAUGCCGAUGUCACUACAAGCUCGUCGCCUUCCACCUCCAAGCCAGCGCCAGGUUUCAGUACAACUCUGACAGCCGAUGGGUCAAACCUUAUUGAUUCUCUUAGCGAAGCCUCUGUCCGAUCUCUGGCUAGAAUGGACAUGGCGGAGCUGGACAAAAUGAGAGUUGCAAUUUCUAGUUCGAAAGAGAGACCAAUUCGACUUCCUGGGUUAAAUACUGAGGUUGUCUCAAGUGAAGAUACAAUUAGCGGAGAGAACCAGGGUUCACUUUUCGAUGAACUCAAGCAUCUCAUUCGUGAGAAUGCUGACCUUACGUUGGAAGAUUUGGAUAAGCUCCGACGGCAAGCAGAAGUGAGAAGUCAGAAUGCCGCCGAAAAACAAGAUGCUCCCAGUCCUAGCCAAGUUUCCUCCAGCAAUGUGUCCGCUGCGCUCAGUGUACAACAAGCUUCGAAUUCUCUGGUCAACUCGACUCAAUCCCAAAAGGAGGAGUCUGCUUCCGUGUCGAAUCUUCCCGGGUCCACACAGGAUUAUUCAGAUUCGUUAGACAGUGAUGACAACUCUAGUGAUCCAGAAUCCCCCAUUUCCGUGGAUAACUUGGUCGGCAAUUCCGAUACUGCGGCCAGUCACCCUCUUCCUGAACAGCCAACAGUAAAUGGAGAUGUCACGAUGAAGGACUCUGUCAGUCAGGUCUCUGCAAGUGAACAAUCUCAACGUGAAUCCAGUGCAGAGUCAGAUGAAUCGGAAGCAUAUGAGCCUCCAGAGCCGGAAACUGUUGCUGAGCCUGAUUCUCCCUACAGUCCAGAACCAGAGCCGGGCUCCCCUUACAGCCCUCCUUUCAGCCCCGCCCCUCCCGUUUCUGUAAAAGAUGACACGAAGGAUACCAUAGCCGUUUUCGAUGAACCCUCAGCCCGGGUUCCACUAACAGAUGAAUCUCGGGCGGCGGUACUGGGAGAUCCUCAGGUCGGAAUACUUGGUAGCCAACCAUCAUCAUCGUCAUCUGCCAACACGGCACCAAAGUUCACUCCUUACCUUAGUCCUCUACGCCAAUUCAAAGCCUAUCGCUAUCACCCAGGCUUUACUGCCGAUGUUCCGAACGGUUACCGUUCGCUAACCUACAGCCAUGAUAUUGACUCGAUGAAGUCCUUUUGCCAAUAUGAGCUGGCCGGUGGCGUGUGCAAUGAUCGGUUUUGCGGAUUCCAGCAUUUCCGGGACAUCACUCUUAGCGACGACAAGGUUCUGAUUGAAAUGGGCUCCGUUCGUGAGGGUCAAACUGAAGAAGAAAAAGAAACCUAUCUUGCCGGGUUAAAAGAAAUCAUCAACGAGAUGCGACGUGACAAGGUGAAGGAUUUCAGCACUGUGGCUUCUGAGAUAGUCGCAUAUCGUAGGCGCUUUCUCCAAGACCCGUCGCGCGUCUUGCCUCUGUAA